GGAAACCUUUGCCAGUUGGUAGGACGUUUCCUAGUGUGAUUAUGCAGUUUUGAGGGCGACUUAAAACAAGAUAGAAAGAUGGCGUCCUUGUCAGUUUGCCAGUUCCCUGGCGCUGGUUUCGGUUUCGAGAAUUGUAAAAGAAAUGCACUUCUUGAAGCUAAACUUGAAGAAAGGAGGUGUAAGCUUCCUGAGGCAAGAAAGACUGGGACCACCAUUGCUGGUGUGGUGUUCAAGGAUGGCAUAAUUUUAGGUGCUGAUACUAGAGCUACUGAAGGAAUGGUUGUGGCAGAUAAGAACUGUUCCAAAAUUCACUACAUCUCUCCAAAUGUUUAUUGUUGUGGAGCUGGCACUGCUGCAGACACAGAAAUGACAACACAGUUGAUCUCAUCAAAUCUGGAACUUCAUGCUUUAUCAACUGGACGAUUGCCCAGAGUUGCCACGGCCAACCGUAUGCUGAAGCAGCUGCUUUUCAGGUACCAAGGCUACAUAGGCGCUGCUCUGGUUCUAGGAGGAGUAGAUUGCAAUGGACCUCAUCUUUACAGCAUUUAUCCACAUGGAUCAACAGAUAAACUCCCAUAUGUCACUAUGGGCUCUGGGUCUUUGGCAGCAAUGUCAGUAUUUGAAAGCCGGUACAAGCCAGACAUGGAGGAAGAGGCAGCCAAGCAGUUGGUACGGGAUGCCAUUGCAGGAGGCAUUUUCAAUGAUCUAGGAUCUGGCAGUAAUAUAGAUUUGUGUGUUAUCACAAAGAACAAAGUUGACUAUAUUCGCCCCCAUGAUAUCGCAAACAAAAAGGGUGUUAGGUCUGGCAGUUACAAGUACAAAAGAGGGACUACUGGCGUUCUCACAAAAAACAUCACCCCUUUGGAUAUUGAUGUAGUAGAAGAAGUUGUACAGAGAAUGGAUACCUCUUAAGAAUUUUAGAUUUCUAGUGUUUUCAGUACCUUGCUGUGCAUGGUGUUUACGAUGGCAUAUCUGUUAAGCAUCUUAUGACAGAGUUGUUAAAUGUUCUAGUGCACUUUUUAGAAUUAAAUUGAAAUGGAAAGUA
Protopterus annectens (West African lungfish) is the source of this 1045-nucleotide messenger RNA. RefSeq names its product proteasome 20S subunit beta 7 (gene PSMB7). Bases 79 to 912 code for a protein of 277 amino acids. The record is from RefSeq and is a predicted model, not a curated record. Gene Ontology annotation, cellular component: proteasome core complex. Gene Ontology annotation, molecular function: threonine-type endopeptidase activity. The transcript has 8 exons. Lineage: Eukaryota; Metazoa; Chordata; Ceratodontiformes; Protopteridae.